AUGUGUGACACGACCAAAUUCAACCGGAAGCCAUUGCAGCAUGUUGAGGUCCUGACCAAGAAACUCGUCAAACCAUCGUCCCCAACACCAAAUCACCUGCAAAACUACAAAUUAUCCUCAUUUGAUCAGCUAACUCCUCGGUCACUUGUGCACCUUGUUUACUUUUACGAAAAUAAUGAUAGUUGUAAGGGCAAUCACGACGAGGCUGGAGUUGUCCAGAGGCAUGAAAUACUUCAAAUUUCGCUGGCAGAGACGUUAAGUCACUUUCGCCCGCUUGCUGGAAGGAUUUCGAAUGAUGGGAGGCGCUCAGUUGAUUGCCAAGAUCAAGGAGCUUUAUACAUAGAAGCAAAGGUGAAUUGCCAGCUUAAUCAGUUUCUGAAUCAAGCGUAUGAAGAUGUUGAACUUCUUGCAGAUUUCAUUCCUGAUGGCGGUCUGAAUGGCGAUGGUGCAUUAUUGAAGGUACAAGUCACUUUCUUCCUGUGUGGAGGGUUUGCUCUAACUUGCAGCAUAUCACACACGGUAGCUGAUGGAUUCACUGGUUGUACAUUCUUCGAUGAGUGGGCAAAAAUGUGUGGACAUGGCAAGGAUAAUAACAACAUUUGCGAUAUUAAGUGCCUAAGUUUCAAUUUAGCUGCAACUUUUCCAUCUAGAGACUUGCCUGCAGUGCCUCGUCCUGUGCUAAGACCUUCAGCUAAGGUUGUAAGUAAGCUGCUUUUGUUCGAUGAAUUUGCAAUAAAAAGCUUGAAAAACAAAGUCAUCGAGGCAACGAAAAGCAGUACUACAAUUGCAGCUCUGCAUGAUGAUAUAGAUGCAUCGGUGGAAUUUCGCCCUUCAAGGCUUGAGGUUGUCACUGCAUUCAUCUGGAGGGGUCUUAUCCGUGCUGCUCAGAAAAGACAUGGGUAUUUAAGAGCUUCCAUGACAGCAAUCUCUGUAAAUUUGAGAGGGAAAACAGCUCUAGGAAUUGAAGACAACUCUUUCGGCAACCUGUUUGUGGCUGUUCCUAUAAAGUUCAUCCCCGAUGAAACCAAAAUGGAGUUGCAUCACUUUGUGCAGUUAAUCAGGACAACAUUGCAGGAAGCACGUACUGUCUACACGAAAGCAUCCUCAGCAGAUGAGAUUUUCUUAAUGGUUCAGAAGUUUCAGGACCAAGUACAAAAGGAGCUAGGAGAUAAAGAAGUGGAUACUCGGCUUUCCACAAGUUUGCGCAGGUUCCCCCUAUAUGGAGCUGAUUUUGGUUGGGGAAAGCCGUCAUGGAUUAUUCUUGGUAAUGUCGGAGGACGUCCUGAGAUGUUUUGUUUGUUGGACACCAAAUGUGGCACUGGAGUUGAGGUUCGCGUAAACCUGAAUGAGGUUGAAAUGCCAAUCUUUGAAUCUGAUCCAGAAAUUGUGUCAGUCACAUCCGUAGCUGCAAGAUAG
Molecule: messenger RNA, 1416 nt
Organism: Coffea eugenioides
Lineage: Eukaryota; Viridiplantae; Streptophyta; Magnoliopsida; Gentianales; Rubiaceae
Product: acetyl-CoA-benzylalcohol acetyltransferase-like
Exons: 1
Coding region: 1-1416 (471 amino acids)
Source: RefSeq, a predicted model, not a curated record